Messenger RNA from Eruca vesicaria subsp. sativa (arugula), 2245 nucleotides. NCBI's taxonomy places the organism in Eukaryota, Viridiplantae, Streptophyta, Magnoliopsida, Brassicales, Brassicaceae. The record is from the annotation of a GenBank genome assembly.
AUUGCUUUAAGAAUCCAAGAAGCUUCUCCUCUGAAACCAAUCUGCGACGAAUCCAAUAUCAAAAGAUGAAUUCGCUUAGUGUUCACCGUAAAGUUUAAUCACUUUCAAUCGAUUUCACCGGUGACUAACUCAAUUUCCCUGUGGCUGUAUUUGAGUUUGGUUUGCGAUGGGAACUGUGGUUGGAACUGUUGAGGACUGCAGAGAGAUGUUUGAAAGCAGUGCUGCUCAGACAAGGAUCGCACCGUUUUCUCCAACUAAUCAGAUUGAAAAUCCUGUUGCCUACAAGCUUGUCCGGGUUGCAGGAGAUGGGAGACUAGUUCCUGCAACCGAUGAAGAAAUUUUUGAGGUCAACGAGACAGAUAUGCAUACUGCAUCAGAUGCUUGUCACAGUGUAGGCUACCUUCCUGCUGAAGGGUCACCUUCUCAAUUGUCCCAACUAGAAGAAACUUCUGAAGCUGUCAAUUCAGGUUUAUUGCAGUCUGAUUGUGUGGAACCAUAUACAAACCAGUGUUCUGAGAUGUUGCAAAAGGUCGAGAAGGAUGAGAGGCUUGUCAUGAUACAUGGAUCUCACAUGCUUUCUACUCCUCCAGAUACCAAUAUCCAGUUUUGUAAUGAAAACAACAUGUUUGAUGAGGAUCAGGUCCACCAUGAAGCGUUGCUGCAGCAACCCAUUCCUCUCUCAUCAGAUGUUCAGACUGGAUGCAAUUUUGAUCAAUAUAAUACAGUUGAACCAUUCUCAAACUCAACAGCAGCUAGUCCAAAAGAAACUGCAGCGCCUCCUGCGGAUACUCAAAAGCCUGAUUUUUCUUUAGUUAGAGGUGAGAUCUGCUUGAAUAAUUUGCCUAUUAAAGCACUGCAAGAAACAUUCAGGGCAACCUUUGGCCGUGAGACGACUGUUAAGGAUAAGACUUGGCUGAAAAGGAGGAUUACAAUGGGACUUACUAAUUCCUGUAAUGUACCAACAACUAACCUGACAAUUAAAGACAACAAGCUAGUUGUAAAUCAAGACAAGGCCAGUGUAAGGGCUACUAACCUGAAAGAUGCACCACCAUAUAGUACUGAUCACGUCAGUGGACAUUCAAAUACUUCUGGCCAUAAUCUCACUGAAGAUUUUUCUUGUGAAGAGAGGGCUGCGAAAAGAGUUAGGAAACCUACACGAAGAUACAUUGAAGAACUUUCAGAAACCGAUGAAAAACAGCAAAAUGACAACAAGUCAGUGGUUACUUCAAAAGAUCAGAGGCUUUCCGAAAAAACUGAGGUCAGGUCUAUAAGCGUCUCCUUGGGGAAGAGAGUCACCGUCACCAGGGUGGUAUCACUUGCUGGAUCUGAAAUUGAGGUUCCUUAUGUCUCUCAUGUCCGGAGAAGCCGUCCAAGAGAGAACAUCAUGGCUCUUAUGGAAUGUCACUCCAGUUGCUUGGAGGCAAAAGCUAGUUCAGGAGAGAGUAACAUGCUACUACACAGUGAAGUGGUGAACCUAGAUCCAUCAGUGGUAAAGUCUGCUUCUGUACCAGAACAAAAAGAAUUAGCUACAAGUAGCAGCAACAACGAGGAGGAGGAUGUUCUCACUGAAGUUGAUCAAGACAUGGAGGCAGGAAACAUUGACUCAUCUGGAAAUAGCUCUGAUGACAAUAAUAAUAAUAAUAAUAUUGGUGCGACGCCAAUGAUGCAAGGUGGUGGACUUAGAAGGAAGCAUCAUCGAGCUUGGACUCUAUCUGAGGUUACACAAUUAGUGGAAGGUGUAGCCAAGUAUGGAGCUGGGAAGUGGUCCGAAAUCAAAAAGCUCUCCUUUUCAUCUUAUUAUUCAUACCGUACCUCUGUAGAUCUCAAAGAUAAAUGGCGAAAUCUUCUGAAAGCAAGCUUUGCUCAGAGUCCCUCAAACAGCAUGGGAAGUCUUAAGAAACAUGGAUCCAUGCACAUUCCUAUGCAGAUUCUGUUGCAAGUAAGGGAGCUCGCGGAGAAGCAAGCACUGGUCCCACCGAAUCAACGAUAAAAUAAAGGUUGUUGGAGAUUGAGGAAACAGGAUCCAACUGAUUGUAGCUGAGUUUUGUAAAAUAUCAACCAAGUAAGGGAGAUGAGAAUGUGAGAUAACUGUUGGCUUGUGUAACUUUUAUUAGGAAGCUUUGGUCUAAUUUAAACUAUCUUUUUUGGUCAUUUAAAUGGCUUUUCAUAUCUAAAGGUGAAACUUUGCUCUUAGUUUCAUACUAGGAUAAGACGUGCGCAUUGCGUAAUGUGAAUGUACGUAAUU